This is a messenger RNA of Parnassius apollo (apollo), 456 nucleotides long. NCBI's taxonomy places the organism in Eukaryota, Metazoa, Arthropoda, Insecta, Lepidoptera, Papilionidae. The record is from the annotation of a GenBank genome assembly.
AUGUUGAAUUCAGUAUCAGAAAAUACACUUAGGCGGUACUUACCUUACCUCAGGGACUGGCUUAUAUACUGUUCAUCUGACAAUAUUAGUACAAAUACUGCUAAUAUUUCACAAAUUAUAACUUAUCUCACAGUAAAGUUUGAUGAAGGUAUGUCUUAUGAAAGCCUUAACUCCAUAAGAUCAGCCUUGUCGUUAUUGAUAGGUUCUCAUAUUGGAAUAAAUGAUCAAAUAAAAAGAUUAUUUAAAGGGUUCUAUAGGUUGAGACCAAAUAAUCCCAAAUAUCAAUUCACUUGGAAUAUAUCAGAAGUGUUCAAUUACCCUGAGCUUCAUCAGAUGGAUACAAAGGAUGUAAAAUUCCAAGCAAAGAAAACAGCAAUGCUGUUUGCUCUAGCAACAGGACAAAGAGCACAAACCUUAGCAUCAGUGGAAAUUAGACAAAGUAAGAAUAGAGAAUGA